Messenger RNA from Carcharodon carcharias (great white shark), 1706 nucleotides. RefSeq names its product cryptochrome-2-like. Gene Ontology annotation, biological process: negative regulation of DNA-templated transcription; circadian regulation of gene expression; entrainment of circadian clock by photoperiod. NCBI's taxonomy places the organism in Eukaryota, Metazoa, Chordata, Chondrichthyes, Lamniformes, Lamnidae. Gene Ontology annotation, cellular component: cytoplasm; nucleus. The transcript has 10 exons. The coding region runs from base 1 to 1392 and encodes 463 amino acids. The record is from RefSeq and is a predicted model, not a curated record. Gene Ontology annotation, molecular function: FAD binding; DNA binding.
AUGACUUUGGAAUGGCAGAGUAGGCUUGAACGGUUUCUUCUCCAGUGCUUAGAAGAUUUGGAUAGCAGUCUAAGGAAGCUAAAAUCCAGGCUUUUUGUUGUUCAAGGGCAACCAACUGAUGUAUUUCCAAGAUUAUUUAAGGAAUGGAACAUGACACGACUGACUUUCGAAUAUGAUUCUGAACCUUUCGGAAAGGCAAGGGAUGCUACCAUUGUGAAACUGGCAAAGAAUGCUGGGAUAGAAGUUGUUGUACGAACCUCACAUACCUUGUAUGAUGUUGACCGAAUAAUCGAGGCAAAUGGCAAUAACCCCCCACUCACUUUCAAACAUUUUCAAACAAUCAUCAGGCGACUGGAGGUGCCCAAAGCUCCAGUGAACAUGGUAACACUGGACCAGAUGGAAAAGUGCACAACAGCUGUCCAAGAGAACCAUGAUGAGAUAUAUGGAAUACCAUCACUGGAAGAGCUUGGAUUUGAUACAAGUGAACUUGGUCCUGCUGUAUGGCAAGGAGGGGAGACAGAAGCCCUAGCACGAUUAUAUAAACACUUGCAAAAAAAGGCUUCGGUCACCAACUAUGAAAAGCCUAAAUUAAGUGCAGAUUCCUUGCUGUCAAGUCCAAUAGGAUUGAGUCCAUACCUGCGGUUCGGGUGCUUAUCAUGUCGAACGUUUUAUUACACAUUACUACAGCUUUAUAGAAUGAUAAAAAAGCACAGCAAUCCACCUCUUUCUCUGUUUGGGAAGCUGCUGUGGCGGGAAUUCUUUUACACUGCAGCAACAAAUAACCCAAGUUUUGACAAACUGCAAGGGAACCCUAUUUGCAUGCAGAUUCCUUGGGACAAGAACCAACAAGCCCUCACAAAGUGGGCACAUGGACAAACAGGAUUCCCUUGGAUUGACGCAAUUAUGAAACAACUACGGCAAGAGGGUUGGAUUCAUCAACUAGCCAGGCAUGCUGUAGCUUGUUUCCUCACCAGAGGUGACCUCUGGAUUAGCUGGGAGGAAGUCAUGAAGGUUUUUGACGAAAUGCUUCUCGAUGCCGACUUCAGUGUAAAUGCGGGAAGCUGGAUGUGGCUGUUGUGCAGUGCACUCUUCCAACAGUUCUUUCAAUUUUAUUGCCCUGUUGGUUUUGGGAGAAGGACAGAUCCAAGUGGGGAUUAUGUGAGGCGAUACCUACCAGUGCUACAAGGAUAUCCCACAGAAUAUAUCUAUGAGCCAUGGAAUGCUCCCGUCGAAGUUCAGAAGGCAGCAAACUGCAUUGUCGGUGUUCAUUACCCCAAACCAAUGAUUAAUCACCUUGAAACGAGCCAACUGAACAUUGAACGCAUGAAGCAGAUUUAUCAAAAGCUGUCUCAUCACAAAGGAUUUUGUUUGGUGGCUCUGGUUCCUUCCUGAUGCUGAUGACAGUAGAUCCUUCACUGCCAAAUCCAUGAAAUAUGGCAACAGAGCUCUUAGAAACAGACCUUUACUGAAGUGCAUGUGACAAAGGAGUAUUUAUAAAUCUUUAAGUUGUUGAAGGAAAAUAUCAUUGUGCAGAAUAUUGUAUUAACUAUGUCAAAUUCAGUUUUAAGAAUGAAGAACUGGGUGCUUUUAGACUUUUAAGGAAGGCAUACACUACACAUGACCAACACAUGCAAAACACUAGAAUUGCCAACCAUCAGGAUUGGCCUGGGGUCUCCAGGAAUUGAAGAUCAAUCUCCAGGACAAUG